GUAAUUGUCUACCAUUACCACGGCCGUCCCGAACGAUGUUGACUGUUUUCAGUCCACUUUGUUGAACGAACACGUUCGAACGUUCGAUCGACCUUUGGUUUCCUCUUUGUUCUUAUGAUCGCGACGAUGUCUCGCCGUUAAUCAUCACCAUCGUCAUUCCACAACUACCGCUCCAUCGCCUGACCACUGCCGUUUCGAUUUACAAACCGGAAGUCGAGAAAAACCCGUGCCAUGAUGAAUCAUUUUCACUGCGUUCUCGUGGUGCUCGCCAUCAAUUUGGUGUAUUCUCAAAGAACACCAACAAUAUCACAUAUCACCCAAAAACCUAUUAAAGAUAUUGGUGGUACUGCAGAAUUAACAUGUUCAGUUUUACAUGCUAUGGAUUUCCCUGUUUUAUGGGUUAAGGUCGAUAGAGAAAAAGUUACCGAACCUGUUAUUCUUUCAACUGGAAGCACACUUAUAAUCAAAGAUUCAAGAUUUUCUUUGCGACAAGACAUCGACAGCACUAGUUAUACAUUACAGAUUAAAGAUAUUCAAGAAACUGAUGCUGGUUUCUAUCGGUGUCAAGUUUUGAUUGGAUUGAACAAUAAAAUAUCUGCAGAAGUAGAGUUAGAAGUACGCCGACCUGCAAUCAUUUCUGAUAACUCAACUAGAUCAUUGGUUGUGAAUGAGGGUCAACCAGUGAAACUAGAAUGUUAUGCUGGUGGUUUUCCCAUUCCAAGAGUUUCGUGGAGACGAGAAAACAAUGCAAUUUUACCUACAGGUGGUUCAAUAUACAGAGGAAACAUUUUAAAAAUAGCUACUAUAACAAAAGAAGAUCGUGGAACAUAUUAUUGUGUUGCUGAAAAUGGUGUUGGCAAAGGUGCUCGGCGUAAUAUUGCCGUGGAAGUAGAAUUUGCUCCAGUCAUAAAUGUUCCCAAACCUCGUCUUGGACAAGCUCUGCAGUAUGACAUGGAUCUUGAAUGUCACGUUGAAGCAUAUCCUCCUCCAGCUAUUGUUUGGAUAAAUAAUGGAGUUCAAUUAACCAACAAUCAACAUUACAGGAUAUCACAUUUUGCUACUGCAGAUGAAUUUACAGACACCACAAUACGUGUAAUUACAAUUGAAAAACGUCAGUAUGGUGAAUAUAUCUGCAAAGCUUCCAAUGUCUUGGGAACCACUGAAGCUACUGUUUAUCUUUAUGAAACAAUCAUACCGGUAUGUCCACCAGCUUGUGGUCAACAAUUCUCGCACUUAAAAAGCUCCAGCAUUAAAGCUGCUAGUGUUAAUCUUACAUUCUUAAUUUCUGCAUAUUUAUAUUAUGUUUGUCUGUAUGUUUAAUUUUUUUUAUGUUCAAAAUCACUUUAAUACCAUAUUUAAAUGCUAUAAGUUGAAAUCUUUCCUUUAUAAAUGAAGAAGCUUUUAAUUUUACUCUCUGAAACCAUAGGUUAUUAUUUCCAAAAUUAAAAUAAUAAUAACAUAUUGCUUAUUUUAGAUUAAGAAUCCUGACUAUAUAAAAAGUUUAUAUUAUUUUAUUUAGAAUUUGUUUACUUAGAACUAAGAAAACUCGUUUGUGAUUGAUUUAUAAUUUACAUUUAUUUACAUACCUGUAUUUUUAAAUUAUUAUUCCGUCCAAAAACAUUUUAAUAUUUUACCUAUAAGGUCUAACUAUUAAAGUGUUGAUUAGUUUUUUCAUAGAAAUAUAUUUUAGUUAUAGGUUAAUUUUUUCAAAUUAAAAAAAAUAAUAAGAUACUGAUUUUAGGAGUAAAAAUUUGUAUUGUAAAGUGAAAAAGUUUAUAUAUAUUUUUUAUAGCAUCUAGCUUAUUUAGAUCUGAGAAAACUUAUUUUGAAUUGCUAAACAUAUAUUUUUGUUCAUCUGUAUUUUUAUAUUAUUCCGUCAAAGAAAAUUUUAAUAUUGUACCUAUAAUGUCCAACCAUUAAAGUUUCAACUAGUUUUUAUGUUUAAGUAUAAUAUUUAUUAUAUUUAGAAUAAUUGUUUUAGAUUAAAAAAAUAAUAAGAUGCUGGUGGAAGGUUAAAAAACUGAUAUCGUAACAACUAUUAAUAACUAUAGUAAUUAACUAUUGUUAAUAACUAAUAAAAUAUUUAAAAAAUUUAUAGCAACUAGAAUUUUAAGUUAUGAGCACUUAUUUAUAUUUACUACAUGUAUUUUUAGAUUAUUCCGUCCCAGAACACAUCAUAUUGCACCUAUAAGGUGAAACCAUUUAAUGUGUCAAUUAGUUUUUAUGUAGAAGUAUACUUAAAUUAUAGAAUAAUUGAAAUAAUUAUAAGAUGAUUGUACUAGCUUAAUAAGUAAUUAGAGGUUAAUAAGAAAUAUAGUAACCAUUUCCGUCCAA
Sipha flava (yellow sugarcane aphid) is the source of this 2334-nucleotide messenger RNA. RefSeq names its product lachesin (gene Lac). Gene Ontology annotation, cellular component: neuron projection. The coding region runs from base 232 to 1320 and encodes 362 amino acids. NCBI's taxonomy places the organism in Eukaryota, Metazoa, Arthropoda, Insecta, Hemiptera, Aphididae. The record is from RefSeq and is a predicted model, not a curated record. The transcript has 6 exons.